AUGCCACUAACAAUCCUCCGCCAAUCCCCGGACCUCUCAUCCUACACCCCUCUCUCAACCCACCAAUCCUCCACCCCGGCCUCCUUCCAAACCCCAGUAUUGCACUUCCACGCGCCCUCCGCCACCGUCCUGAUCGCGCCAGAACACAUCUCUCUCCUCCCCAUAUUCCCAGAUGUCCCCACCCCUUCCCCGACCACAUCAGACCAGUCCCGAAUCCCCAAUAUCGAACUCCUGAUAAUCUCCCAAACCCUCACCCUCUACAACGCUCCCUCAAAGAUCGGCAUAAGCCUACCUUACUCAUCCAUCACCCUGCAUGCCAUCCAGCGGACCCCACAUGGUGCAGGAAUUUACAUGCAGAUAUCGCUCUCCCCUGGGAACGCUGCAGCGCACACGAAUACGGACGAGUAUGAUCAGGAUGAAUUGCUGGAGAUUACCAUUCUGCCCGAUACGGCCGGUGAAGGGGAGAAGGAGGGAGUAGUCUCGGAGAUGUUUGAUGCGCUGAGUGUUUGUGCAGGAUUGAACCCGGAUGAGGUUGGGAGUGAUGAGGAGGAGGAGGAGGAGGACGGCAUCUUGUGGGAGGAGGAUGUGGAGGGGGGAGGGGAGGGGUUGAGGCUUGAGGGGUUUCCCGCCGGUGGAGGGUGGAUUACAGCGGAGAAUGUGGGGGAUUUUAGUUUUGGUGAUUCGGUUGAUGGGGAUGUUCAAACGGAUGGAGGGGUUGUGUUGGGACCGGGGGCGGGGACUGUCAGACUGAGAGAUGAGGUUGAGAGGGGGGAGAGCGCAGGGGAAAGGAGGGAGAAUGUGGAGGAGACGGAGGAGGCAAAGUGGAGGAGGAUAGGGUGAUGGAUAUAUUAUCUGGUUACUUCGUGUUAUUGCCCUU
Molecule: messenger RNA, 877 nt
Organism: Tuber melanosporum (Perigord truffle)
Lineage: Eukaryota; Fungi; Ascomycota; Pezizomycetes; Pezizales; Tuberaceae
Exons: 1
Coding region: 1-840 (279 amino acids)
Biological process (GO): mRNA cis splicing, via spliceosome
Cellular component (GO): spliceosomal complex; cytosol
Source: RefSeq, a predicted model, not a curated record